AUGAAGGUCCAUCUGUUGUUCUCCUUCGUCGCCACCGCCAGCGCGCUCUCCUAUGAGCUGGCAGCCACGCUCCCCUGGACGCCGAAAAACGCAACGAGCGUCGACCAGAGCACCGUCUACAACGACACCUACUACCUCGCAGACCGCACCAACAGCGCUGUCCAUGUCAUCGACAUAGCUACUAACGAGGAGAAAGCCCCGAUCACCGGCUUCAAGGGCCUGUCCAUCCGCAACAACAAGCCUGACUCUGCCACCUCCGGCCCCGACGGCCUCGUCGUCUUGCCUGACCGCAACGAACUGUACGUGGGUGACGCAGACGGACUCGUUCGAGUCGUCGAUCUGUCUGAAAACAGAAUCGUGGCCAACAUCUCGACCAACGCGACGACCCGCGCGGAUGAGUUUGCCUACGAUCCGCAAACCAAUACGGCCGUGGUGACGAACCCAAAUGAAGUCCCUCCCUUUGUAACUGUCAUUUCAGCGACAGAGCGAUCAGUGCUGGGUCGCAUCGUCUUCAACAACGCCUCUGGCCUCGAGCAGCCCGCGUGGAAUCCCGCCAGCGGCCGGUUCUACAUCUCCGUGCCCAGCACGGGGGCCAACCCGGGCGGCGAGAUCGCCGAGAUCGACGUGACGAGUCUGACGAUCAGCAGGGUGCUGCCACUGCCGGAAUGCAUCCCCGCAGGCAUCGUGUUCGGCCCGGGGCAGAACCUCUUUGUCGGGUGCAGCCAGGACCAGAUCCUCACGUACGGCACGGCGUUCAGCCCGGUGAUCGACGUCGCGACGGGCAGGAUCAUUGCCAACAUCUCGGGUCUGUCGGGUAUCGACCAGGUGGCGUACGAUCCCGCUGCGAUGCUGUACUAUGCCUCUGCGUACCAAAAUCUAGCUGGGGGUAGCAAGUCCGGCACACCGACGCCGCAGCUGGGCAUCGUCGAUGCGAGGAGCAACACGCUCCUCCAGACGCUGACGACGGAUAAUGUGACUGCGCAUUCUGUCGCCGUUGACCCAAAGACAAACCAGGUGAUUGUGCCGCUCGCAAAGGAUGGCAUUGCAGUGUACAGUCCUGCAGCCAAUUCCACCGGCGGCAGUCAAUCUGGGAACGGAACUGCAACAGCGACGCAGUCAGGGGCAGCGAAACAGACGAAUACUGGCAGGGCUAACCGGCCAGCUGCCUGCCUGAGUGGAAUUGCGGCGGUUGCAAGUUUUCUCCUAGCGAUGUGCGCUGUGUAA
Messenger RNA from Rasamsonia emersonii CBS 393.64, 1224 nucleotides. RefSeq names its product cytochrome cd1-nitrite reductase-like, C-terminal heme d1. The transcript has a single exon. Gene Ontology annotation, molecular function: protein binding. The record is from RefSeq and is a predicted model, not a curated record. NCBI's taxonomy places the organism in Eukaryota, Fungi, Ascomycota, Eurotiomycetes, Eurotiales, Trichocomaceae. The coding region runs from base 1 to 1224 and encodes 407 amino acids.